AACAGUCGCGUCCAUGGCCCAUUUCCGCGCAAACAAACAUCCUGGCACCGCAACAGCAUGUUCGCCUACCUCGACGAGCACACGCCCCACCUGCGCCGCCUCCACGCCCAGCUCGCCCUCCCCGCCGCAGCCCUCGACCACGACCUCCACAGGAUCGAGGCAGCCGUCAAGGCCGUCAUCACAGGCAUCGUCCGCGAACGCGAGGCCCAGGUCGACCAGCUCAACGAUGACAUUGCAGCCGCCACGCGCGAUCUCGCCACCCUUGCACGGGCCGUAGGCGAUCGGCGCGAGAGGGACAGGGAGGCGGACGACUCGGAGACGCUGCCGCGCCAGCUCGAACGGCUGAACGAGCAGGCAGGGGAGUUGAAACAGGUAUACGACGAAAGAUUAGCGCAUAUCAGGCAGCAGCAGGCCACGCUUGAUAGACUGUCCACCCUCCUCGGCCCGCCGUGGCAGCCCUCGAAACCGCUCGAGGCUAUCGCGUCCACUUCUCGCUCCGCGAAUGCGCUUUCCGGUCCCUCGCACGCAUCAAGUGGAAUGGGCAUGGGACACGCCGAUGGAAAGAGGACUUCAGGCUCGACGCAGACGAUCGCCCAGGCCAUCGCCCUCGGCCACGCUCACACCGCCCAGGGGCAAACACCGCAUGAUACAGAGAGAGGGCAGUGGUACGACGUGAGGGAGAGUGUGGUGGAAGAGAUUGAUCAAGCUGUCACAUUGGCCUUGGCAGAACGCGACGCCCGCCGCCGCACGCUGUGCCAAUCGCUCUUCACCCUCACAUGGCUCCAUUCCGAACUCGCUCUCCCCCCGAUCCCGACCUCCUCCCCACACAAUUUCCCGCCCCACCUCUUACCGCCCUACGCAGAAGAAGAACAGCCGGGCAUGUACGCUUCCUACGAACGUCUUCUCCAUACGAUCAUCACCCUCAACCCGCUCCCGCCCAUGGACGAUGACAACGAAGAAUGGCCGAUGGUCGAGGAUCUGGAAGGGCUGGACGACACGGAGCCGGAAAUACCGCUGAUAGAGUGGGUGGACGAGACGAUGGAGCUUUGGACAAGUGAAAAGGAGGAACAUGAAGCGAGGAUACAAGAGUUGUAUAACAUGGUGGAACCCUUAUGGACGAAAUUGGGCGUAGAGCAGGAGACGAUGGAUUGUUUCGUAGAGAUGAAUAGGGGCAGUGGUGAAGCCACCAUCAGGGCUUACGAAGCAGAAUACGAACGUCUUCUCGAACUCCGCCGCGCUUCCCUCUCGUCCUUUAUCCUCUCCGCCCGCUCCACCAUCGUCGCCCUCCAAACAUCCCUCCUCAUGUCCCCCCGCUCCCAAUCGACUUUUUUCCCCGAGAUGCACGAUGACGAAUAUACCGAAGAUCUCUUACACCUCCACGAAAAGCAAGUCGAGCGGCUAGAAGAAGAAGUGGAGAGCAAGAAGAACAUCUUGCCCAAAGUGAGGGAAUGGUUCAAAUUGGUCGAGGAUGAAGAAGAGUUGGAGCGGAAUGAAAGGGAUCCGAACCGGUUUUCGCGAAGAGGCGGGGCCAUGCUGAGGGAAGAGAAAUUGAGAAAGCGGGUGAAUGUGCUGAAACCCAAGAUUGAGAUGGAUCUUCUUUCGCUGCUGCCCACGUGGGAAGAAGAGAACGGGAGACCGUUCAUGGUCUCGGGGCGGAGGGUGGUGGAUCGGAUACAUGAUGCGAUGGAGGAGAAGGAGUUGGUCAAGGAAGCGAAAAAGCGCGCUAAACAGGGACUCUUGCCUCUUCAUCCGUCGGCUUCUGGCCCGGCCGGCAACGCGCGCACACUCGUGCCGUCCAGAACCAUCCGCGCCACCCCGUCCCACGCGUCCUCUUCACGAUCCACUCGUCAGGCGGCGGCGACGGGAGGCGGGAUAUCGAAUCUGUAUUCGAAAUCAUCAACCGCUCCGAGCUCUACAAGUGCAGCGGGCACGGGUACGAGGUUGGGUAAGAGGCCGAUAGGUGCUUUGGCGUCAGCUUCGGGUGCGGGUGCGGGUGCGGGACCGGGGCCGACGCCGACAGUGGGGAAUAAACGAGCAAAAGUCGGGGCUGGUGUCGGGUUGGGUACCUCCAGGAACGCGGGGGCAGGGGUGGGAGCAGGAAGAGGGGUGGGAGCAGGAAGAGGGGUGGGGAGAAGUGUGUCUUCUCGCAGUGGAGCAGCCGGCGGAGGCGGGAGCCCGACACCACGACAUCGAGAUGUUUAUCCCCAUAACCAACAGCGUUCAGUCUCACAUCCAUCCGCCAUCCCAUCGCAUUCGACUUACCCCCCGUCCCAUACCAAUCUACCGGGUGUACCACCACCGCCAACGGGGGUGAAAUCGCUAGCGCUAGCACCCCCGCCGAAACGGGCAAUCAACCCCCUCGCUCUCGGUGCCGGGGGCCAGCUUCAUGCGGCGGAAGGAGAGGUGAGAAGAGCGCCGAGAAGGAGUUUUAAGCCCCGUUCGAGUGUCGUUCAUGGUACCCAUGGAUUAGGUGGCGUGGGCAGUAAUGGGAAUGCAAGUGCAAGUGCAAGUGCAAGUGGCGAAGGGAUAGGGAUAGAUGGUUUGGGAGGAUGGAGAGAAGGAUUGGAAGGGGAUGAUGGUGGGUUGGAAGGGGAUGAUGAUGUGUUUUGAGAGUGUGGCAGUCUGUUUUAUUCUGUACUUUUGUUUUGGGUAUCCUUUGUUUUUAGAUAUAUAUAUAUAUUUACGUUUGGUUGUGAUUCGUCGAUUUUUCCAUCUUAAACCUUUAUAUAUUUUAUUAUAUUAUUUCGGGUUAGUACUUUUACCUUUUUCAUCUUUUGAACUGUAAUCAUGUAGCG
Cryptococcus deneoformans JEC21 is the source of this 2795-nucleotide messenger RNA. RefSeq names its product protein regulator of cytokinesis 1, putative. The record is from RefSeq and is a predicted model, not a curated record. NCBI's taxonomy places the organism in Eukaryota, Fungi, Basidiomycota, Tremellomycetes, Tremellales, Cryptococcaceae. Gene Ontology annotation, cellular component: cytoplasm; spindle; mitotic spindle midzone. The transcript is spliced from 5 exons. Bases 58 to 2610 code for a protein of 850 amino acids. Gene Ontology annotation, molecular function: microtubule binding. Gene Ontology annotation, biological process: microtubule cytoskeleton organization; mitotic spindle midzone assembly.